Molecule: messenger RNA, 573 nt
Organism: Aureobasidium subglaciale EXF-2481
Lineage: Eukaryota; Fungi; Ascomycota; Dothideomycetes; Dothideales; Saccotheciaceae
Exons: 2
Coding region: 1-573 (190 amino acids)
Biological process (GO): phospholipid transport
Cellular component (GO): mitochondrial intermembrane space
Molecular function (GO): phosphatidic acid transfer activity
Source: RefSeq, a predicted model, not a curated record
AUGAAGUUCUUCGAGUCCCAGCACGAGUUUGAUUACUCAUGGGAAGAGGUCUCGACUGCAAACUGGCGCAAGUACUGCCCGUGGAACCACAAGAGCACCCACGUUAUCGCCGUCGACACCAUUUCGCGUCAUGUUGACCCGGACACCGGUAUUCUCCGCACCGAACGUCUCAUCACCUGCCAACAAUCAGCACCGAAAUGGCUCGCUUCCUUCUUCGGAGGUGAAGAAGUCUCCCAAGUCUACGAAACCUCCUACGUCGACCCUCGCGCAAAAAAGGUCACCAUGUGCAGCAUGAACAUGACAUUUAACGAUCUCCUCUCCGUCCGCGAAACUGUCGUAUACCGUCCCUCUCCCGCCGGUCCCAACUCUCGCACAAUCUUCCAACAAUCCGCUCAGAUCACUGCCUUCUGUGGCGGCUGGCAAAAAAUCAAGAAUAGCAUUGAGAACUUUACCGUCGAGCGCUUCAAGGAGAAUGCUAUCAAGGGCCGCGAGGGCUUUGAGGCUGUGCUCGAGAUGAGCAGGAAGGUGUUUGCUAUGGAGAGGGAACGUCAGCGCCUCGCCAUUGCUGUCUGA